This is a messenger RNA of Photinus pyralis (common eastern firefly), 1246 nucleotides long. Its product is annotated as hydroxyacid oxidase 1. The transcript has 8 exons. Bases 69 to 1169 code for a protein of 366 amino acids. NCBI's taxonomy places the organism in Eukaryota, Metazoa, Arthropoda, Insecta, Coleoptera, Lampyridae. Gene Ontology annotation, molecular function: FMN binding; oxidoreductase activity. The record is from RefSeq and is a predicted model, not a curated record.
UAGUUUAAGAUAGCAAGAUUUAGAUAGCUUUAUUUGCUAAACAAUUUAUUAAUUGUACAUUAACUAUCAUGCAUACUCCUGUGUGUGUCCAAGAUUUUGAAACCCACGCCUUCCAAGUUCUGGCUAAGGGUCCUUUAGAUUAUUACAAAAGUGGUGCAGGUGAUCAACUGACACUUGAAAAUAAUAGAAAAGCGUUCUCCAAAUUACGUAUUCGGCCAAGAUGUUUUCGAGAUGUAAGUACAAGAAAUUUAUCAACAACUGUAAUGGGCACGACCGUUUGCGUCCCUUUCGGAAUUGCGCCUACCGCCAUGCAAAAACUGGCACAUCCCGACGGAGAAAUAGCGUCAGUUAGAGCGGCUGAGAAAAUGGGUACGAUUUUUAUUUUAAGUACCAUUUCCACUACCAGUUUAGAAGAUGUCGCGGCCGCUGCGCCCAACGCGCAUAAGUGGUAUCAACUGUAUAUUUACAAGGAUCGGGAGAUUACCGCAAAUUUAGUAAAGCGCGCUGAAGCGGCCGGUUUCAAAGCUAUCGUAUUGACAGUGGAUAGUCCCCGGUUUGGUAUUCGAAGGGACGACAUUAGAAACAAUUUUAAAAUACCACCACAUUUAACCUUGGCAAAUUUUGUGGGUGACAAAGCAACAAAUGUUUCCCGCGCUCAAAGUGGUUCGGGAAUAGCAAAUUAUGUUAUUAGUCUGUUCGAUCCUGCUUUAGUAUGGGAAGAUAUAGCGUGGUUAAGACAGUUAACAACGUUACCAAUAGUCGUAAAGGGCAUUUUAACUGCUGAAGAUGCUCAAAAAGCAGUCAAAAUGGGUGUCUCGGGCAUCAUGGUGUCAAACCAUGGUGGUCGCCAGGUCGAUGGAGUUCCUGCCUCGAUUGAAGCGCUGCCAGAGGUAGUAAAGGCUGUAGGAGAUCAAGUCGAAGUUUACAUGGAUGGCGGAAUUCGUCAAGGGGUAGAUGUUUUUAAAGCAUUAGCAUUGGGAGCAAAAAUGGUCUUUGUUGGCCGCCCUAAUUUGUGGGGAUUGGCUUACAAUGGAGAAGAAGGGGCUACGAAAGUGUUGGAUACAUUGAAAUUUGAAUUAGAUAAUGUCAUGUCACUCUCAGGCUGUACAUCCAUAAAAGAGGUAACAUCCGACUUAGUGGUCCACAAAAGCUAUUAUUCACGCCUGUGACGCUUGUAUACAGGAUGAUAAAAAAAUAAUGGCAGUGUAAAAAUCUUGUAACUAAUAAAUACAUAUUAAAUAUAAAA